AUGUACCGAGACCGAUGGCUGAAACUGGAGUGUGAUGGCAUCAAGACUGCAGAAAAGGUGCCGAGAGACCCCGUGGACAAAGAGAAGACUGAGAAUACCUUCAAAGUGACGGUCAACCUGUUUCGGAUAAAUUGGAAGGCAAGCAUCCAUCAGUACCACUAUGACCUUCCCGAUACGAACACUACGCUAGAGCGCGAGCGAAAGCUGCUUGAGAAGGGAUGGGCUCUCUUCAAGCGGGAACUGGGCACAUUUGUGAUUUUGUGGCCCGGUCGGGUGUUUUCUCCCACUUCCGUAAAGGAUUUCAAGAUUGUGGUCGAGGAUGGCCAGGGGAGCGUGGAAAUAAAGGUUAGCCACGUGCGUGAGAUCACGGCAGCGGAGAUAAACUCUGGCAGCAUGGGUUCAGCCUCCGUGGUUGGGCAGUACAUUGCAAGCCAACUAGCUUCUCCACUGCGGAGCCAGCGAGUUGGCAAGCGCUUCUACGAGGACUACUGCCCGCAUGUAAUGGGACAUCAGGUCAUCAGCGGCUUUUGUAUAAACUGGGCAAGCAGAUUUUUGCCCUGGCUUGGUGUCGCAGAACCUCUUUUGCAGGUGGAUGUCAUGUACAGGCCGGCCAGCUCCAAGAGCAUCGUGGAGGUUCUGAAAUCCAACCUGGAAGGUACAGACAUCUUCCAGCAAGUGCCGCAAAUAAAGGCCGAGUGGCUGCGCCUCUGCGUGUCCUCAACGGUCGUCACAUCAUACAACUUUCGUGUCUAUCGCAUCAAAAAAGUGCACUUUGACAUGAGGCCCUCGAGCAUUCUGAAAAUGCGCGAGAAGGGCAACACGGAGAAGGUUGAGACCACCUUCGCACAGUAUUUGGAGACCUUCUACGGAAAAUCCGUGACCUUCAAGAACCAGCCGCUCUUGGAAGCUCACCCGGAGAAGUCCGACGAGAAGGUCUAUCUGCUGCCAGAGUUUUGCUGCCCCACAGGUGUGACCGCCGAGAUGCGAAAGGAGAAGAGCACAAUCACGGAGGUCCUUAAGCAGAUCAAGGUGUCCCCACAGGAGAGGCACAACGCUAUAGUGAACCAAGCAAAAAAAAUGCGGAACCAGAAGGCAGCUCAGGAUACGCUGAAGGCUUGGGGCUGUGAACUAGGCUCGCCAAGAGAGGUGACAGCUCGCCAGCUGGAAACUCUGCAGGUUGCUUUUUCAGACAAGAAGAUUUACAGCAUCGAGGAGGGCAGCUUCGCUCGGUCGCUGCGGAAUGGAUUGCAGUGUGCUGCGGAAAUCAACGAUUGGCUGCUGCUUUAUCCUCAAACGGAUGAGCCUGUCUUGGAUGUUUGGCUGCGUUCGCUGCAAGAUGCCUCGAAGGUUGCCUUCGGGAUUCGUCUGGCAGAUCCACAGAAGGUCUGCUGCAACGAGCAGCAUUUGGACCUGUCAGACACCAUGGAGAAGCACAUGAGAGCGGACACCCAGUUGGUGCUGCUGCUCAUCCCCAACACGGAUGUUCGGAAGGUGUACACCCUCUUCAAGCAGCUGACUACUGACACGUACAGCUGCAUUUCACAGGUGGUGCGUAGCGAGACGAUCCGGAAGCGCCAGUCCGUGGGUUCGAUCCUCCACAAGGUGGCUCAGCAAAUCAACGCGAAGUUCUGCGGGCCGCUUUGGCACAUCAUUCCCAAGGAACCGGAAGACGCACUGCUCUUGGACUUAAAGUCCAGGGGCUCUUACAUGGUCGUCGGCAUUGACGUGUACCUCACCACCGAGGGCGAACGCUGGCUGGGAAUCUCUGCAACUUUGGACAAGGUCUUUUCUCAGUACUAUUCCAUGGCUGCCGAGAUGAAGACAGGACAAGGGGAGGACUGGCGGACCAGCUUGUCAGUGGAGCUGCAGCGUCUCUUCCGCGAUGCUCUCCUUUGCUUCGCUGACUGCAAUGAAGGUGUCCUGCCUGAGACUAUCAUCGUGUACCGUGCUUUGGUGAACGAAGAGGACUGGCCAUGGGUGGAGGCAAGUGAGGUGAAAGCUUUGCAGCGCAUCUUGGGCCUGGCUGCAAAUCACUGCGAGGGCUACUCGCCAGCGAUCACCUUCAUCGCCAUUUCCAGGAAGUCGAACAUGCGGAUCUUCUACUCGCAGCCGGAUAAGGAGAAUGUCAAGAAUCCUGAGCCAGGAACUGUUGUGGACGAUCCGGCAAUAUGUCCUGGCCCAGUACCUAAUUUCUAUUUGGUCAGCCAGGCGAUUACCAAGGGCAGUGCAGUCCCAGCACACUUCUCCGUCCUGAUCAACUCGGCAAGGCUGCCUCUGGAACUGAUUGAGAACUUAACAAACCGCCUGUGCCUGAUGUACUAUAAUGUCCCAAAUGCCGUCCGAGUUCCUGCGCCGGUCCUGUAUGCCACGAAGAUCGCGUUCUUUUGUGGCACUGUGACCAAGAAGCCGCCGAAACCGCGCCUACAGAGAACCCUCUUCUUCUUGUGA
Symbiodinium natans is the source of this 2448-nucleotide messenger RNA. Lineage: Eukaryota; Dinophyceae; Suessiales; Symbiodiniaceae. The record is from the annotation of a GenBank genome assembly.